Messenger RNA from Contarinia nasturtii (swede midge), 652 nucleotides. RefSeq lists its product as uncharacterized. The record is from RefSeq and is a predicted model, not a curated record. The transcript has 2 exons. Bases 119 to 508 code for a protein of 129 amino acids. NCBI's taxonomy places the organism in Eukaryota, Metazoa, Arthropoda, Insecta, Diptera, Cecidomyiidae.
GGAACAAAAUCCUUUAAUAAAAGAGUUUAAUAUUCACUAAAACCACUCGAUAAACUAUAAAAGUUACAGUUCUUUUCCUUUUUUGAAUAAAUUUGUUUAGAAAUAAAAAGACGUGAAAAUGCGUUCGUGGUUUUACAUUUUAUUGGCAUACGCCUUUAUCUCAACCUUCAGCCAGUGUGUCGAAAGCCAUCCCACUCCAGAAUGUAAUCAGUUAACAUAUGGAUUAAUCAUGAAGCGCAUCACGGAAGUGACUUACCACACACAUGCAACUGUCAAGGACGCCUAUACAAAAACGAAACAAUAUGUUGAUGAUUACAAACAACAAAUUGACCAAAAGCUAGGCAGUAUGGAUGGGAAAUUAGACGAUAUUCUUAUCAAAUUGGUAGCAAUUCAGACUCAGCUUGCAGUACUUACUACUGGGCCAGUCGCACUAUCGUCAACAGAUGUGUUAAAAACGGCUAAAGUUGCUGCUUCGUCAGCAAAUAUAGACACGCCUGCAGAGAGUUAAAAUAUACUUUUUUAGUCUCAAUUGUUGUACACCAAACCGAGACUUUUCAUUAUCUCUACAGUGUGGAAGCAUUGAAUGAUUUAAAAUAUAUAACAUCGCGACCUGCGAUGAAAUAGCGAUAUCAAUUUAAUAAAGAUGUCUUGU